AUAUUCUCAUAUUUUUCACCUAAAACAUAAGUAUACUAAUAUGGAAAUUUACCUGGUAAAGAUAAUUCAUUCUCUGAAAUCCAUCCUUUCCAACACAUUUUUGUAUUUUAUUUGUAUUCAUUGUUGUAGUUCAAAUAUUCUGUAGUCUAAAUAUAUCAAUCUGAUUCUAACCUAGAAGUUAUAAGAUUUUUAAAUGGAAGAUUUUUCUUGGGCUAAGCUAUAUCCAGAAGUAUAUAAAGUAUGUACAUUAUUUCAAAUGACGGAAAUAGCAAAUCCAAUUGAAUUUCAUUAUAAAAAACUUGACCAAUUUCUACAAGAUGGGCCUCAGUGUGGUUUAGUUGCACUUGCCAUGUGUGUGGGAAAUCCUACAAAGGACAGUAUUCAAAAUUUAUUUGAAACUGCAAAAAAAUAUAAUUUUUCAAACAACGGAGAAAUGUUUAGUGUUGAUAAUAUGGCAACUUUAGCAAAAGAAGUGUUACCAAUUGGAACUGAAAUUAAAGUAUACAAUGGUUAUUUAGACAAUGAUUUUAUCAAGAAAAGUUUGCUUGGUGGUAGUAUUAUGUUAGUACCCUAUGACACAGAGAAAGAUAACUCUCCAGGUUUAUGCAAAGGUCACAAAGCUCAUUGGGCUGCCAUUUGUGGUGGAAUUCUAACUGAAAACGAUUUUUAUGUUCUUGCAAGACAUGGUAAAGCUAGGAAUGUAGCAAUCUGGAAAUUGAAAGUUUUAGCUAACAGCAAUAAACAACUGUUGGAAUUUUCUCCAGAUAGAAAAUUUCAGGAUAUUGUUUAUAAAUUACCAAUUGGUGGAAUUUCAGGUCCAUUUGGAUUGAAAGAAAAAAGUAUUUUAAUUCAAUAUAAGUGUUGAAUAUUAUAAUACUUAUAUUUAUAGGAAAAAAUAAAAUUAACUCACCUUUUCAAAAUGUUGACAUAAAA
This is a messenger RNA of Diorhabda sublineata, 933 nucleotides long. RefSeq names its product actin maturation protease. The record is from RefSeq and is a predicted model, not a curated record. Bases 194 to 865 code for a protein of 223 amino acids. Lineage: Eukaryota; Metazoa; Arthropoda; Insecta; Coleoptera; Chrysomelidae. The transcript has 2 exons.